AUGGCCAUGUCUGAAAAGCCGUCCUCCACCAGGAACCUUCGGCAGUUAUCCAUCAGUAUUCCAUCAGGUCACAAUGCACCCACAGGACUCGAAAAGGCCAGUGGUGAAGGUGAAAAUGUUAUUAAAAGUGACGCUACCGCUGCACCUGAAAAUCCUCGUGUCGAGGAGUCGCUAGAAGAGAAACUACUCAAGCAAAAGCUUCAGGCGGCACUCCCCGGUGUGUCAUCUGUAGUGUCGACUCCUGGCACUACGGGGACUCCCAACCCGCUUCUGGGCACGAACUCAUCGGUGGUAAGUGUUGAUCUGCCCAACACUGCCGGCCCCAACGUGAUUAACAAGCAGCUACUAUCAAAACUCAACAAAAGUUUGAAAGAGAAACAGAAAGUCAUCCAAACCAAGGAGAGCCACACCAAAACCCCCACCCUUAUCCAGGACAUCUUGACCACACUGCCACUGCAGCCAGUCUUCUCUCACAACUCGCCUAUGCCGUCACUGGCCCAGGUAAACGAGGUUGGUAGAUCUACUUCUCCAGGUUUGGAGUCUACAGGCGAUGACCAAGAGGCGGAGAGCGGGAUGCCACCUACGGUAGCUGCGAAGGAACCGGAGCCUAAGCCUAAAACGAAAAAAAGGAUAGCAAAGCAGAACUCCACGCGGACUGACUUCUUUGCUGCGAAGCUAGCCAGUGCAGUGGAUGAUGUAUCUCUGUCUAAUAGCGAUGAGACGUUCGUGUACGAGAACAACGUCAAUGACUUUGGCGACGAGGCUACUGGUGAAAGUGGCCCCAAUAGCGGAAUUCCGGGGUCAGGAGUGAUUACAACUGGUGACGAAGCAUUCAUGACAGGAGCCUCCGAUAUCAGCAACCAUUUGGCCAACGACACCGCAUCGGUAGCUGGCAGUGUACGAAAUGCCACUCUUUUGGAGGGCGUUGGCAAUUCUCCGUUCACAGAGCUUCGGAAGGAUUUGCAUGAUGAACACAAACCCGACCAGGUUCGAGCCGAGUCCAUCCACUCGUUCCAAUCAACGAAAGUGAAUCCACGGAACACCUUCAACAUUACACCUCCAAACACAAGUAAUGGCCGCUUGCUGCAACCACCAAACCUAGCGCAUGUGGAUAACCCUGCUCAGUACCUGAAUCCGUACUUUCAUAACUUGAUUCGUGAUGCUUCCAACAAGGCCACCAGACGCAAAAGUAGCUCUCAUUCCCUUAUGAGUGAAGACAAAAGCUACAUUCUGCGCUCGCCAAUGUUGAACUUCUCGGACCCCAAUCAUACGCUAGUGCCUCAGUCACACUCGCUCGCAACGAAUAUUCACCUGCCCGUCACACCUAGUAUCGCUGAGGGUUAUGGCGAAGGAACGUGUUCUCUUGAUGAAGAAGAUGAUGAAGAUUUAUCUGGUGAUGAUGGCGCUUCGUCGCUUCGUCUGGUGUCCACAGAAUCUAAACUUAAUAAUACCAUUACCAAUCCUAAUGAUGGAUACUUGAAAGCAGAUCAUUUGUCUGUGAGUGGCAAAACAGAGAAGAAAUCGAAGCCAUCAACAACAUCUUCGAAGUUGCGGUCCACAACAUCGAAACUUUUCGAUAAAAAGGGUGCUCAGCCAAGGAGAUACAGUACUAUCCCCGAUGACAUCGACAUCGAGGAUUUUGACGAUGAACUAAUAUACUACGACAACAACAACAUUCGCUUUCCAUACAAUAGUCAAAACGGAAACGAAACAUCAUCAUUGCUUGGAGGUACCCAUCGGUUGCCACACCACAGGUCUCUUAACCUCAGUUUCAACGGCAAGCGGCAAACCAGCAAUGCAAAACCAAAGCGUUACACAUCCUUGGGGUAUGUGCCUUCAAAUGGGAAAGGGAACGAUAUUUUUCCUUUUCCAUAUCCAGAGCCAAAUCAGAAAUACUAUUACGAUUUUGAUGAAUACGAUGAAGAUGAACACGCUGAUGGUCGAGACGAAAUGCAUGCAAAGGGCAUUUCUGUUGGUAAAAACCAUCUCUCGCCUAAUAAUGCCCACUUUUUCUUGCCACGAAAGGUCUCUCGCGAUAAUUUUGGUAACAAUCGCGUGAGAUUCAUCAAAAGUUUUGUCUAUACGUUGAUCAGCAUAAUCUGUAUUUUAGCAAUUGGGUUCAUUCUGGGUUUCCUUCUCGCUUCCACCAAAGAUUUGGCGAACAUAUCUAUUAUUAACAUCGAGAAUCCAUUGGUUAGCCAAGAUGAAUUGGUUUUCAGCAUUAUUGUUGAAGCACUCAACCCAGGAUGGUUCACUGUUGAGAUUGAAGAGGUUGAGAUCGACAUAUUUGCAAAAAGUGGAUAUCUUGAUGGCCCUGCUGGUACUUCUGUGGAAACAGUUUUGCUAGGAACUGUCUUUAAUUUUGAGUCUGCAUUGGUGUUCGAUGGAGGAUUCUUUAAUAAGGAGUUAAGCCAGCAAAGAGGGGAGAUUAAGCUUAUUGCGCCAGGAAAGAACUUGACAGGUUCUAGCGACCCCAUGCAAGCUCUGAUGGGGUACAAACUCAGGACGACUGAUAAGCUGGACCCACCAGACAACUCAGAGAAGUGGGCCCUUAUAUCUAAGCAUCCUUUUGACUUGAUUCUCCGAGGGGUGCUCAAGUACAACCUCCCCAUGACUACCAAUAUCAGGUCAGCAGUGGUCAACAAGGUAGGCUACGUCGAUCCGUCCACUCCUGGAGUAGAUAUUAUUUAA
This is a messenger RNA of Sungouiella intermedia, 2691 nucleotides long. NCBI's taxonomy places the organism in Eukaryota, Fungi, Ascomycota, Pichiomycetes, Serinales, Metschnikowiaceae. The record is from the annotation of a GenBank genome assembly.